Molecule: messenger RNA, 516 nt
Organism: Plasmodium cynomolgi strain B
Lineage: Eukaryota; Apicomplexa; Aconoidasida; Haemosporida; Plasmodiidae
Product: anaphase promoting complex subunit 10
Exons: 2
Coding region: 1-516 (171 amino acids)
Biological process (GO): protein K11-linked ubiquitination; anaphase-promoting complex-dependent catabolic process
Cellular component (GO): anaphase-promoting complex
Source: RefSeq, a predicted model, not a curated record
AUGCCCCCAAUUCACUUAAGCAAAAAAUAUAUUGACGUGGGAUGCCUGGCUACUUGGAAAUUGUCAAGCAGUAAAAGCAAAUCAGACACGAAAAAAUUAAAAGACAAUAAUGUGAACACAUACUGGCAGUCCUCCGGCUUAGGACCACACACAAUCACAAUACAAUUUUUUAAACUUACAAAAAUUUCCAAAAUAUAUUUACUCUUUAAUUAUUUAUUAGAUGAAUCUUACACGCCUUACGAAAUAUCCAUCAAAGUAGGAAACGAUGAAAAUCGUCUCGAUGUUUUAUGUACCACCUUUUGUGAUGUGAACAAAUAUCCUGUGGACGAUCCUUUUUGGUUUAUUAUUGACUUGGCAAAAUUUCAACUCCACUCUUACUUUUAUAAUUACAAUAUGAACGCCUUCAAGCGUACGAAUUUUAUAUACUGCCGUUGCAUACAAAUUUGUGUCAUGUCUAGUCAGCACUAUGGGCGUGAUACUCGCAUACGGCAACAUGAUAAAUCGCUUAUUUUGUGA